GGCCGCGCGUGGCUUCUAAUUUCGACCUUUCUCUUCUCUUCUUCUUCCUUCUCUUCUCUGUUAGGUUUUUCCAUAGUUACAUACACUACAGCUCUCUCUCUUCUUCAUUUUCUUCUUCUCCACCAGACACUCGCUUCUUCUUAAACCUUGUUUAACCCUAUCCAUCCCUAACUGCAACGAUUUCUUCAACCUUCUCGCUAUAUAAGAUAUGUUUAAUGCUUGAGUUGUGUUAAACGCGAUGGCGUCUAAAGGUCCCAGGUCCAAGAUUGAUCAUGAGACCAGAGCUAAACGGCAAAAGGCUCUUGAAGCUCCUAGGGAGCCCCGGCGACCCAAAACUCACUGGGACCAUGUCUUAGAAGAAAUGGUGUGGUUAUCAAAGGACUUUGAGUCAGAGAGGAAAUGGAAAUUAGCUCAGGCAAAGAAAGUUGCUUUAAAAGCUAGCAAAGGCAUGUUAGAUCAGGCUACAAGAGGUGAAAAGAAGAUGAAGGAAGAAGAGCAGCGGUUAAGAAAAGUUGCGAUAAAUAUUUCUAAGGAUGUUAAGAAAUUCUGGACAAAAAUAGAAAAGCUGGUUCUUUACAAGCAUCAAAUGGAACUUGAUGAAAAGAAGAAAAAGGCCCUUGACAAACAGCUUGAGUUUCUUUUAGGGCAAACUGAGAGGUACUCAACAAUGUUGGCAGAAAAUCUUGUGGAUGCUUAUAAAUCAGCGGAGAAAAUUUCUGUGGAGCAUCACUUGAGCAUUCAAGACAAAAAUAUAGAUGGAGACAUUAUUAAUGAACCUAAGGAAGGUAACGUUGAGGAUCAGUCAGAUGCAGCUGACAAUGAUGAGGAAUAUGGUGUGCAAUCUGAUGAUGAAUCGGAGGAUGAUGAGCGAACCCUUGAGCAAGAUGAGGCUCUAAUAACUAAAGAAGAAAGGCAAGAGGAAUUGGCCGCUUUGCAUGAUGAAAUGGAUCUUCCAAUUGAGGAGUUACUCAAGCGUUAUGCUGAGGAGAAAGGAGAAUCAAUAAUGCAAGAAAGUAGUCCAGAACAUGAUGAAGAUGAUGGGAAAAUUGUUAGAGCUGGUGAUGGUGAUAAUAAGGAAGGACUAGCAUCAGAAAAUGGACAUGAUCUUUUAUCUGACAGCAAAAUUGGUGGAAGCAACUCAAGCAUGGUCCCUGGUCGACGUUGUGAUGAAAGUAAUGGCGAUGUAGCUACACCAACAGACAAUCCAUCUCAGUAUGAGCAUCGCCAAACUGAAAGUCCAAAAGAGUUUCCCAGUGAAACAGUCAAUGAAGAUUUUGCAUAUGAUUUUACUGAUGAAGAGGAAGACGGCGAUUUUUUGCUUGGCACAGAAGAUAAGGAUGAUGAAGCAACCUUAUCUGAGGAGGAAAAAUUGGAAAGAGUUGAUGCAAUUGAUCCUAAGGAUGAGAUUGCAUUAUUACAAAAGGAGAGUGAUAUGCCUGUUGAGGAACUGCUUGCAAGGUAUAAAAAGGACCCAACCGAUCAUGAUGAUGGGGAAGAUGAAUCUGAUUAUGCUUCUGCUUUAUCGGAGGACCGUUUGGAUUCUCCAGUCCCUGAAGAUGCUGAGCAGAAGGAUCCUGCUGUUCCUAUGGAUGAAGAUGUCAAAUCUGGUGAGCACCUCACUGCUGUACCGUCCCAGGCAGAAGAACAAUGUGAAUCACCUAAUGAAAAUUUGGAAAAAAGAGAGAGCGAGCAUAUAAUUGCUGAUGCAGCUGCUGCUGCAAGAUCAGCACAACCAACUGGAAAUACAUUUUCCACAACUCAAGUGCGUACAAAGUUCCCUUUUCUACUCAAGAAUUCUCUUCGAGAGUACCAACAUAUUGGAUUGGAUUGGCUAGUCACAAUGUAUGAGAAAAGACUGAAUGGAAUUUUGGCAGAUGAAAUGGGGUUAGGAAAAACAAUUAUGACUAUAGCUUUGCUUGCACAUCUUGCUUGUGAAAAGGGCAUUUGGGGCCCACAUCUAAUUGUGGUACCAACUAGUGUAAUGCUUAACUGGGAGACAGAGUUUCUAAAAUGGUGUCCUGCUUUUAAAAUUUUGACUUAUUUUGGAAGUGCAAAGGAGAGAAAACAUAAGAGGCAAGGAUGGUUGAAACCAAACUCUUUUCAUGUAUGCAUAACAACUUAUAGAUUAGUUAUUCAGGAUUCCAAAGUUUUCAAGCGCAAAAAGUGGAAAUACUUGAUCUUAGAUGAAGCUCAUCUAAUUAAAAACUGGAAGUCACAAAGGUGGCAGACACUCUUAAAUUUCAAUUCAAAACGACGGAUUCUCUUGACUGGUACACCCCUACAAAAUGAUCUCAUGGAACUGUGGUCUCUCAUGCAUUUUUUGAUGCCCCAUGUUUUCCAGUCGCAUCAAGAGUUCAAGGAUUGGUUUAGUAAUCCUAUAACAGGGAUGGUAGAAGGAGAAGAAAAAGUUAAUAAGGAGGUUGUUGAUCGCCUGCAUAAUGUCCUUCGUCCGUUCUUACUCCGUCGAUUAAAGCGAGAUGUGGAGAAGCAACUUCCAAUGAAACAUGAGCAUGUCAUAUACUGUAGACUAUCAAAGAGACAGCGUAAUUUGUAUGAAGAUUUCAUUGCUAGCUCAGAGACCCAAGCCACUCUUGCAAGUGCCAAUUUCUUUGGGAUGAUUAGUAUUAUCAUGCAACUUCGUAAAGUUUGCAAUCAUCCUGACCUAUUUGAGGGUCGUCCAAUUGUCAGUUCUUUUGAUAUGGGUGGUAUUGAUAUUCAGUUAAGUUCUUCUGUUUGCUCCAUGCUCUUGCCUGGUCCUUUUUCAACAGUGGACCUAAGAGGUUUAGGUCUUAUAUUUACUCAUCUUGAUUAUAGCAUGACUGCUUGGGAGAGUGAUGAAGUGCAAGCUAUUGAGACGCCUGCAGCUUUAAUCAUGGAACAUGUUGAUAUGGCUGACCUAGAAGUAAUUAGGCCUGGACUGAGUUGCCAAAAGAAGCUGCAAGGAUCUAACAUUUUUGAAGAGAUUCAAAAGGCUAUCUGGGAAGAGAGGCUUAGGCAGACAAAGGAACAUGCAGCAGCCAUGGCAUGGUGGAACUCCUUGAGAUGUAAAAAAAGGCCCAUGUACUCAACAACUCUAAGGAAUCUUGUUACCAUAAGGCAUCCUGUAUAUGAUAUUCAUCAGGCGAAAGCAAACCCUGUUUCGUACUUGUACUCAUCCAAGCUGGCUGACAUUGUUCUCUCCCCAGUUGAACGAUUUCAAAGGAUGACUGAUGUGGUUGAAAGCUUCAUGUUUGCAAUUCCAGCCGCACGAGCACCCUCUCCUGUUUGCUGGUGCAGUACAAAUGAGACAAAUGUGUUUCUGCACCCAUCUUACAAGCAGGAAUGCUCUGAAGUUCUGUUGCCACUACUGUCACCAAUCAGGCCUGCGAUUGUUCGUCGGCAAGUGUAUUUCCCUGAUAGGCGUCUUAUACAAUUUGACUGUGGGAAGCUGCAGGAGCUAGCAGUUUUGUUGAGAAGAUUAAAAUCAGAAGGUCACCGAGCUCUGAUAUUCACUCAGAUGACAAAGAUGCUUGACAUAUUGGAGGCAUUUAUUAAUUUGUAUGGUUAUACUUACAUGCGCUUAGAUGGAUCAACCCAACCAGAGGAGAGGCAGACCUUAAUGCAACGUUUUAACACUAACCCCAAAUUUUUUCUUUUCAUCUUGUCAACCCGUAGUGGGGGUGUUGGUAUCAAUCUAGUUGGAGCUGACACAGUUAUAUUUUAUGAUAGUGACUGGAAUCCUGCUAUGGACCAACAAGCACAAGAUCGGUGCCAUAGAAUUGGUCAGACACGAGAAGUUCAUAUCUAUAGAUUGAUUAGUGAAAGCACCAUUGAGGAGAAUAUUUUGAAAAAAGCAAAUCAGAAGCGUGCACUUGAUAAUCUAGUUAUACAAAGUGGGGGUUAUAAUACUGAGUUCUUCAAGAAGCUUGAUCCUAUGGAACUAUUUUCAGGUCAUAGAACACUUUCAAUAAAAAAUAUGCCAAAGGAGAAAACUCAGAACAAUGGGGAAGUUUCAGUAACUAAUGCAGAUGUAGAAGCUGCAUUGAAAUGUGUAGAAGAUGAAGCAGAUUAUAUGGCAUUGAAGAGAGUUGAACUGGAAGAAGCUGUGGACAACCAGGAGUUUACAGAAGAAGCCAUUGGGAGACUUGAAGAGGAUGAAUAUGCAAAUGAGGAUGAUGAACCUGCAGAAUUAGGUGAAUCUGUUUCCAAUUUGAAUAAAGAAAAUGCGUUAAUGUUAAAUGGAUCUGAUCCUAAGGAAGAUAGACCACCACUCACUGUUUCUGUCAAAGAAGAUGAUGUUGACAUGCUGGCUGAUGUCAAACAGAUGGCUGCAGCUGCAGCUGCAGCUGGACAAGCUAUCUCUGCCUUUGAGAAUGAGCUACGUCCUAUUGACCGAUAUGCCAUUCGUUUUCUGGAACUGUGGGAUCCAAUUAUAGAUAAAACAGCCUUGGAAUCUGAAGUCAGGAUUGAGGACACAGAAUGGGAGUUGGAUCGCAUUGAAAAGUACAAGGAAGAAAUGGAAGCUGAAAUUGAUGAAGAUGAGGAACCUCUUGUAUAUGAAAGCUGGGAUGCUGAUUUUGCAACUAUGGCAUAUCGACAGCAAGUUGAGGCCUUGGCUCAACAUCAGUUAAUGGAGGAACUCGAGUAUGAAGCUAAACAGAAAGAAGCUGAGGAUGAAAUCUGUGAUUCUAAAAAGACUCAAACACCAGGUGAUUCAAAGCCCAAACAUAAAAAGAAACCCAAGAAGGCAAAGUUCAAAUCUCUAAAGAAAGGAUCUUUAAAUUCUGGCUUGAGACCUGUGAAAGAAGAACCACAAGCAGAGCCAAUGACUAUAGAUGAUGAGGUUCUCACUAAUUUGGAUUUUGUGUCAACAAAUUCACCUAUGCAGAAAAAACGUAAGAAGUCUAAAUUAACAAUGGAUGGUGUAGAAGAAAAGAGACUCAAGAAGUCCAAAAAGACCAAGAGGGAUCAUCAUGAUAUUUAUGCUUCUGAUUUAGAGUCCAACUCAUUAGUUGUGCAGGAUGAACAUGGAGAAUCAAAGAUGUGUGAAAGUCUUGUUGACUUGGAACAGAAAACAAGCCGGAGUAAGAUAGGAGGAAAAAUAUCCAUCACUCAGAUUCCUGGGAAAAGGAUAUGGACAAUAAAACCAGAAAAAUUGAAGAAGGGAAAUCAUUGGUCCAAAGAUUGUAUUCCAUCUACUGAUUUUUGGCUGCCUCAGGAGGAUGUAAUAUUAUGUGCAGUUGUCCAUGAAUAUGGUCCUAACUGGAGUUUGGUUAGUGAAACACUUUAUGGCAUGACUGCUGGUGGGGCAUACAGGGGGAGAUAUCGUCAUCCUGUCCAUUGCUGUGAGAGGUUCAGAGAACUUUUCCAAAAAUAUGUCUUGUACUCAAUGGACAAUGCAAAUCAUGAGAAAAUCAACAGUACAGGUUCCGGAAAGGCUCUUCUUAAAGUUACAGAGGAUAACAUUCGGCUACUGUUAGAUGUUGCUUCUGAGCACGUAAAUAGAGAGUUACUAUUGCAGAAGCAUUUUUUUGCAUUGCUUUCAUCUGUCUGGAAGAUGGCAUCACAUGUUGACCGCAGGCAAAAUCCAUCGGCCACCUGUAAUGGUCUCUACUUCGAUCAGAGUUUCUUUACUUCUAUUGGCCAACGUUCACAAAAUUCCUUGAAGAAACCCUCUGAAAGGAUGACAUUUGCUAAUUUGGCCCAGAACAAGAAAUUAAUAGCAGCUGCACUUGAUGACAGCAGAAGUAAGCAAGAGAAUGACAAAACCAUCCUCUCUAAUCAAGAGGAAGACAUGUCAGUGAGUGCGGAACAGCUGGAUAUAACUUUGGAGUUCCUGAAAGAGGAUAGUGACACACUAUCUUCAUUUCCAUCUGUUAUAAAUUUAUCAAUACAUGGGAUUGAAUCAUCAUCGCCUGUAAAUAAGCAAACAGAAGAUGAUCAUCUUAAAGUUUGUUCUUCCAGUGCUGAAAAUCGAUUCAGGGAGGCAGCAAGAGCUUGUGAAGAAGACAGUUCUGGAUGGGCUUCAUCAGCAUUUCCAACGAACGAUACAAGGGCUCGACCUGGAUCCAGGGUACAGUCCUUUGGAAAGCAAAAGUCUUCUGUAUCUGACUCUGCUAAGCCUUCUAGGUCAAAGGCCAAAAGAGCUGCAUUAGAUCCUAGUGAAAUGCAUCACCAUCAGGCCGAAUCAUUAUUUCAGUCAACAACCCCGCUUAAGGAUCUGAAAUUUGAUCUCACUUCAUCCACUCCGGAUGAAGCUGGAAUUGAUGGUAUCGAUUCCAAUUUUUCCUUUGAUUUGAAUGAGGGAAAUUCUUUGGAAAUGGAGAGUUUUGGUGUGGUCCCUCAUGAUUAUAUAGCUGGUUUAAUCUCAGACCUUGAUGAUUGUACAGCAUUCCCCGAAUAUACAGACAUUAGAUAAGGAUCAAACCAAGCCUAAAAUGCAGUUGAGUGACCUUUGGUAUUGGAGUACUGGCAUGCUCUUGGCAAGUAAGUCUUGGUCAGUUCAUGAAUUACUGUGGGGUUACAUAUGGAAUAAUGGUUCUUACAGUGGCACAGUGCUCUUGUGGGCAUGCCAUUUUUGGAUAUAGAUACAAAAACAGGUGAAAAUGAACCAGCUUUGCAGUUUGUACACUCUAGGAUGUUAUGUUGGAGGAGGAUUCUAGCAAUCCUUGGGAAGGAUUCAGAAUAUGAAAAUAUAGAGAUUUAGAACGCUGUCAAUAAUUUAAUUUCCUAAUGGAAUUUGAUGUAUUGAUUUGGGGGUUCAGCUCGAAAUUGACAGCACCAUUUUGCCAUAGGAACAACGCAGGUACUGACAUAAAUGACAAGGUAAGAAGCCUUCAUUUUUUUUACUCCCCUAAUGGUGGUGCAUGUGGAUUUGCCUGCACGCGUACAUAUGUUUAACUGGGGCGUGCGUAGGGUUUAGUUCUUUAACUGGCAACAUUUUGUUAUGCUAGCAGAACAAAUCAGUCUUUUUAUUGCCCGUUCAUUAAUCCCAUUUAUUAUGAACAUUCUGAAUGAUUUAACAUUGAGAAAAUGAGUUACACCAUCAAUUCAUAUGCAUGGAAUCUAAAAUAUACAUGAUUGCCUAGUCAAUCUUUUUAUAAUGGUGUUGCCUUUUUUCUCUUUCUUUCUUUCUUUGUUUUUCUUUUUGGGUUCAAGGAACAAUGUUGGUAAUUCCAACUCUCCAAUGUUCAUGUUAGGCAGCCCAAUCUGAGUUUCAAACGAAACGUUUCACCUUUUAUGUGGUGGCACCCGAUGACCUGAAUUUGAUGGAACCAUUCUUUAAGGCAAAGAGCAUUGUAAAAAUGUCAUGUAUAGGUGUUGUAUUGUUUGAAAUCGGGGGGAAAAUUUAACCAUUUUUUCAUGUUGUAUAGAAUGAAUCUAUAUGGUAAAAGAUGUUCUGUGAAUGAAAACUUCGUCGAUUCUCCGUUGUACAGAAUAAAUCUAUGCGGUAAAAGAUGUUUGUUGGCUUAUUUAAAU
Molecule: messenger RNA, 7458 nt
Organism: Abrus precatorius (Indian licorice)
Lineage: Eukaryota; Viridiplantae; Streptophyta; Magnoliopsida; Fabales; Fabaceae
Product: protein PHOTOPERIOD-INDEPENDENT EARLY FLOWERING 1
Exons: 21
Coding region: 239-6397 (2052 amino acids)
Cellular component (GO): Swr1 complex
Molecular function (GO): histone binding; ATP binding; ATP-dependent chromatin remodeler activity
Source: RefSeq, a predicted model, not a curated record